AUGAUUGAUAGUGGAGAAACCGACUGGAAAGUGAUUGCGAUUAAUGUGAAUGACCCUUUAGCUGCUAAUGUUAACGAUCUUAGCGACCUACAAAACACGCCUCUGCGCGACAUAGUUUCCCAAGUAUACCGCUGGUUUCGGGACUAUAAAGUCCCAGACGGCAAACCGCCCAGUGACUUCGCCUUUAAUGGAGACGCACAAUCCAAAGAUUUUGCUGUUGAGGUGAUCAAACAGACCCACGAGAGCUGGAAGCAGCUGACUGGGGACAAAUUGAAGUUCACAACGAAACUUUGGACUGGUAAUUAUGUGAACAGUUGA
Messenger RNA from Plasmopara halstedii, 318 nucleotides. RefSeq names its product inorganic pyrophosphatase. Bases 1 to 318 code for a protein of 105 amino acids. Lineage: Eukaryota; Oomycota; Peronosporomycetes; Peronosporales; Peronosporaceae. The transcript has a single exon. Gene Ontology annotation, molecular function: inorganic diphosphate phosphatase activity; magnesium ion binding. The record is from RefSeq and is a predicted model, not a curated record. Gene Ontology annotation, cellular component: cytoplasm. Gene Ontology annotation, biological process: phosphate-containing compound metabolic process.